This is a messenger RNA of Parnassius mnemosyne (clouded apollo), 747 nucleotides long. Lineage: Eukaryota; Metazoa; Arthropoda; Insecta; Lepidoptera; Papilionidae. The record is from the annotation of a GenBank genome assembly.
AUGAAAAUAACGAGGUAUAAAAAAGUGCAAAAAUAUCUUAAAUUCUACUAUAAUAACUACGGUUUCCAUCAACCGUAUCAAGUUUUACUCGAUGGCACAUUCUGCUUUGCAGCCUUCAAAGAACACAUCAAUGUAAGAGAUCAACUACCAAAAUAUCUGAACGGACAAGUUAAAUUGUUAACAACAAGGUGUAUUAUAAUAGAGACUGAAAAAAUAGCUAAAAAGACUCACGGUGCUCUGACUAUAUUAAAGCAAUUUGGUAUCCAUGAAUGUGGUCAUAAAGAACCAGUGACAGGAUCGCAGUGUAUUAAGUCUAUGAUUGGCAAUAAAAAUGAAAAACACUAUAUCCUUGCAACACAGGAUAGGGAUUUGCAGGAGAAAAUGAGAACUAAAGCUGGAGUUCCACUGCUGUAUUUACAUAACAAAUCACCAACACUCGAGAAACCCUCUAAAGCGAGCUAUAACAAAGCUGGUCAAGCACUUGAAUCCAAUUUCACAUUUAUUAGUGAAACUCAAAAUGAAGCCUUGAAAAAUAUGAAAAAAGCUCUAGGCGUAGAAGAGAAAGUAGAAGAACCGAAGUUGGUGUUGAAAAAGAAAAAACCGCACAAUCCAAAUCCUUUAUCCUGUAAAAAGAAGAAAAACAAACCGGGCAAUAAAAACAAUAAUAAUAAAAUAGAACACGGCGUAAAAGAAGGGAAAGUUAGGAAGCGGAAGAAAGUUCGCAAACCUAAAAUAGAUUUAAGUUAA